This is a messenger RNA of Salvia splendens (bonfire salvia), 655 nucleotides long. RefSeq lists its product as uncharacterized. NCBI's taxonomy places the organism in Eukaryota, Viridiplantae, Streptophyta, Magnoliopsida, Lamiales, Lamiaceae. The transcript is spliced from 2 exons. The coding region runs from base 243 to 551 and encodes 102 amino acids. The record is from RefSeq and is a predicted model, not a curated record.
AAUGAAAAAAAAAACGGAGAGAGAAUAUAAGAAAACUGUCAACCAAAAAAUCCUCAAUUUUCCAAACAAAAUUCUUGUUCCAUUUUUCACCAUCAUCCUUAAAUGCUUCCUCCCUUUGUUCUCAUUAGAUUCUUCAAAUCUAGUAAAUGGUUUUUAUCUUAAAUAUUACCUUUGAUUAUUAUAUGAAAAAACAGAUAAAAACCCCAUUUCAAGAAUGGAUUCUUCAAUGAAAAACUGGUUUAAUGGCAGUUUUUGCCGUUUCCGGCAGCGUCGUUUUCGUCGCCAUGCAAGUCCACAAACACCUCCUUUCCAAAUUCAUGGACAAAAUCGAAUUCGAAAUCGGAAAUUCCACAGAGACGGUGGCAAAAGUGGAGCCGAAGAAGAAGGUUCGAUGGGCCGAUGACGUGGUGGAUUCGCCUGCGAAUCGGAGGGCUUGGGGAAAGGCGGCGGAAUCGGACGGUAAUAACGAUGAGAAUCUGGAGGCGUUGCCGGAAAUUUGGCAGGCUAUGUAUAGGGAGAUUUUGCAUGAAAGGCAUGUAUUAAAUUACUAGUACUUGUUUAAAAAUCAGGUUUUAAUAAUAAUAUUAAUAAUAAGUAUUAUUAUUAUUAUUAUUAUUAUUAUUAUUAUUAUUAUUAUUAUUAAUUAGAGAUGAGA